Salvelinus sp. IW2-2015 is the source of this 6072-nucleotide messenger RNA. RefSeq names its product ubiquitin specific peptidase 11 (gene usp11). Gene Ontology annotation, biological process: protein deubiquitination. Gene Ontology annotation, cellular component: nucleus. Gene Ontology annotation, molecular function: cysteine-type deubiquitinase activity. Lineage: Eukaryota; Metazoa; Chordata; Actinopteri; Salmoniformes; Salmonidae. The record is from RefSeq and is a predicted model, not a curated record.
AAAUACUUCCUGCUUCCUGAAUCAUCUCACCAAGGGUUUCUCCACAUAAUCUAUGCGGUGGUUGACUUCAGUGUUUUUCUUGCAGAUUCUGAUAUUUAUGAGUUAUCAUGGCUACUACUACUUCAGCUGCGGUUACAGAACCUCCUGGAUUAGAGACUCAACGCAAAGAAAUCGAGUCUUUACUUCAGGAACAUGAACUCCGUGCAGGGGAUACUUGGUACCUGGUGGAGAGGCGAUGGUAUGAGCAGUGGAAGGAGUAUGUGGAAACAGGAGACCAGAACUCCUCUUCUUUCCCUGGACAGAUUGACAACACAGAGCUGUUUGAGGAACUGGAUUCCUACCAUCUGAAGGAGCGUCUAGUGGAGAAUGAGGACUUUGUGUUGAUCCCUGCUGAAGCAUGGCAUAAGCUUCUGGCCUGGUAUGGCAUGGUAGAGGUCCAGCCUGCCCUGGAGCGGAAGGUGGUGGAUCUGCCCAGCCUAGUCAAGGUUGAGGUCUACCCUGUGGAAAUCUUCUUGUGCCUCCAUAGCAACAUGGAAAAUGUUGUGACGGCACAGUUUAGCCGUGCAGAUCACAUCCAUACGAUUCAGAAGGUGAUGAUGAAGCAGUUUGAUGUGGUGGAGGGGGCAGAGACCCGGCUGUGGAUGAAGAGCUCAGACACCAGCUGUGAGAGGCUGAGGAAUGUCCACGUCAGAGUCCUCGACUCCUGCCUCAGCUCUGGCAUGACGGUGAUCAUGGAGAUGAGGAAUGCAGAUGGUACCUGGCCCAGCUCCAGACCGCAGAUCAUGAGGAACUCUGUGGAGGAGCAGGACUCUUACCGGGGCCAGCCAGGAGUCUGUGGCCUCACCAAUCUGGGAAACACAUGUUUCAUGAACUCUGCACUGCAGUGUCUCAGUAACACUCCUCCACUGACGGAGUACUUCCUGAGGAAUGCCUAUCUGGAGGAGCUCAACUUCACCAACCCCCUGGGCAUGAAGGGGGAGAUCGCAGAGGCCUACGCUGACGUCAUCAAACAGAUGUGGUCGGGGAGGCACUACUCUGUGGUUCCCAGGAUCUUCAAGACCAAGGUUGGUCACUUUGCCUCCCAGUUUCUGGGCUACCAGCAGCAUGACUCCCAGGAGCUGCUCUCCUUCCUGCUGGACGGGCUUCAUGAGGAUCUCAAUCGGGUCAAGAACAAGGAGUACAUCGAGCUGAGGGAUGCCGCUGGCAGGCCUGACCAGGAAGUGGCAGAGGAGGCAUGGCGUAACCACCGGAGACGGAACAACUCCGUGAUUGUUGACACCUUCCACGGCUUGUUCAAGUCCACCCUGGUUUGCCCCGAGUGCCGCAAAGUGUCUGUCACCUUUGACCCCUUCUGCUACCUGAGCGUUCCCUUGCCUGUUAGCAAGGACCGGGUAAUGGAGGUAUUCUUCGUCUCUCUGGAUCCUGUGGCCAAACCUGUUCAGCAUCGCUUGGUUGUACCCAAAGCGGGCAAAGUGUUUGACCUGUGCUCCGUUCUCUCGGAAAUGACCGAAAUCCCAGCCAAUCAAAUGGUUGUGGCCGACGUGUUCAACCAUCGCUUCUAUAAGCUGUACCAUGCUGAUGAGUCUCUAAGCUGCAUCCUGGACCGGGAUGACAUAUUUGUGUAUGAGCUGAACAGAGGCUCUGUGGAGGAGGAGGGGGAUGAGGUGGUGCUGGCUCUGUACCUGAGGGAGCGCUCCCACUACAGGGACUACGGCUCAGGGAGCAGCAGCUACGGGACGUCCCUUUUCGGACACCCACUGCUCAUGACCGUGCCUCGAGGCCAGUGCAGCCGCGACGCCCUCUAUCAUCUCUUCCUGCAGCGGCUAGCGCGGUAUGUCCGACCACCAGAUCCCUCAGAGGAGGUGGAGGAGGAGGAUGAGGAGGAGGGUGAAGAUGAUGAUGACGACGAUGAGGAGGAAGAAUUGUACAAGACCCAGACCAAUGGUGUCAGCUACGAUGACGGCGAGAAUGACUGUGAGAGGCCAGAACCCUCCAAGAGAGAUCACUGUUGUGAUGGUGUCGGCCAAGGGCCUGCUGUGACCCAGACUCAGCCAGACCAGACCCAGGAGUCUGGAGGAGAGGCACAAGCUGACGAGGGGGCCAGCGGUGAGGUCAGGGCAGGGUGCAGCACAGAGGAUAGUGCCUCGGCAUCCUGCAGUGCUGGAGCCAGUGGUGGUGCUGGAGCCAGUGGUGGUGCUGGAGCCAGUGGUGGUGCUGGAGCCAGUGGUGGUGCUAGUGUUGAUGCCAGUGCUACAGGCCCAACAGACAGCCAGCAGGGUGCAGGCCACCAGCAGCAGCAGCCAUGUGAGGAGGAGGAGGAGAGGGGUGAGUGCCCCCCCUGCCUGCCACAGGCCAACGAGAGGCAGGCAAAGAGAAAGGGCUGCGAGGCCAGACGGAGGAAGCUGCUCUUCUCCAUCCAGGCGGUCAACUCCAACGGCACCACAGAGAGAGGCAUGGGAGAGGACGGCAGUGCCUUCUCUUUUAGCUCUCAACCAUAUGUAGCCAUGGACUGGGAUCCUGAAAUGAAGAAGAAAUACUACAACGAGAAUGAGGCAGAGAAGUAUGUGAAACACCAAAGCAUGGAGGUCCCUCACCAGCAGACCACAGUGCAGCUGCAGGAGUGCAUAGAGCUCUUCACCACUGUGGAGACCCUGGAGGAAGAAAACCCUUGGUACUGCCCAAUGUGUAAGAAACACCAACUGGCCACAAAGAAACUUGACCUGUGGUCACUGCCGGAGGUUCUCAUCAUCCACUUGAAGCGCUUCUCUUACACCAAGUACUCCAGGGAGAAGCUGGACAUCAUCGUUGACUUCCCUCUCAGACACCUCGACUUUUCAGGUUGUCUGCUGAAGAAGACCGGUACAAACGGAGAGCCGCCCAGCCGAUAUGAUCUGAUAGCAGUAUCCAACCACUACGGCGGACUCAGAGAUGGACAUUACACCAGUUAUGCCCGGAACAAAGACAACGGACAAUGGUAUUACUUCGAUGACAGCAAGGUGACAUAUGCAAGGGAGGAACAAAUUGUGACCAAUGCUGCCUACCUCCUGUUCUACCACCGACAAGAUAAGAUUCGCCAGCCCACCUUACCCGCCCCCUUGGACAGCUCCUCUCCCACCCAGCCUGCUGAUGAUGUCACUUCCCCCAAACACGAUGGGAUGGAGGGAGCCACUCCCUGUGUCAACAUGGAAACAGACUGAAGCAGAUUUGUUAGUGUUUUUUUCUCUUUUUCUUGAGUUGAUGGGGCUUUUUGAUUUUGUAUUGUUUUAUUUCUUUUCUAUUCCAAAAAAACUUGAACCUUCUUCCUCUGUUCUGCAUUGAACAAGGAGUGAGAGGCUAGAUUCUCAGGCCGGUGGAGAAGAGUGAGGAAUACAAUUUAUUCUUUUUUUAAAUUUAAUUAUUUUGGAAAUAUUAUCGAGUAAAUCUGGGGAGACCAAUAUAGUACAACAUUGAAUGAUGAAAUCUGUCAUUGCUUAAUCAGACUAAGGUAUGCAGUGUUUGUCUAUGCUGAUGCCAAAUGGACCUCUUAGUGAUUGGAUAUAGUCAAUCAUAAUUUAGGUGAUUCAAGACCUAUGAAUUGUGAAUAUCUGUGCACCACUAUCUAUCUGUACUGUGAUGCACUGCUGGAAAGAUGACCUCUAACUUUGAUCCACUGCUGUGCUUCUCAAUUGAGCUCAAAUCGAGGCAGAUUUCCUUGAGGCUGUUUGAAUAGAAUUUAACGCAUUUUGCUCUAGAAGGUAAAUCACAAUGUAUGAGGUUAAAGGCCCAGUGCAGUCAAAAACUUGAUUUCCUGGGUUUUAUAUAUUUCCUCAUUAUGAGGUUGGAAUAAUACUGUGAAAUUGUGAAAAUUAUGCCCUUUUGGUGUAAGCUGUUUUGAAAAGAAGACCUGAAUUUCAGCUUGUUUUGCAUGGGUGGAGUUUUGGCAUGCCUGGUGACAUCACCGGGCAUUAUAAGUUAGACCAAUAACAGAGUUUCAAACCUCCCUACCAAUAAUGGCUAGUUUUCAGGAUACAUAUCCCUCCAACUAUGGCGCGUUCAAUACAACUCGGAAAUAUCUGACUUCAGUGCCUUCAAGACAACUGAGAACUCUGAGAAGAAGAAAAACCCUGACUGGUAAAAAUAGUUUUGAACGGUCAUCCACCUCGGAAUUCCGAAUCGGAAACUGUGGCAUCUUUCUAGAACUCCGACUGUCUGAUCACUGACAUCAUGAUUUGACCUCGCCCCUCCAUUUAAAAAAAUAAAUACAAAAUAAAAUCACAGUAAGGUACUUAACUGUUACACAGAAAUGAUUUGAUAUUCAGAUCAUAACAGCUGCAUUGAAGGGAAAAUCCACUCAAAAGCUAUCUUUUGGCAUUUUUCCAUUAGUCUGCUGUUGAUACAGCAAAAUGCAUCAUCAUGAUGAUGUGGUCAGUGACACUUUGCUUCUUGAAUGUCCAAUAUCUUGAAAACUUGACUGCUGACAUGGAAAACAUUUUGUGACUGUGUCAACAGUGUACUAUUGAAAAAUAUACCAAAAUAUAUAUAUUUUUUUGGAGUGGAUUUACACUUUAACAGCAUGGAUAACCUGGUUUCAGUUAACUCCUGAUUUUAAAAUCAGAUUACAUUCUCUGUUAUCUUUAUAUCAAGAACUGCAUUAACCAAAACACUGCAAUGUGAUUUAUAUGGAACAUAAAGGUAAAGAAAACCCAUAGUAUUAGAAGCAGACACUUUGAAUACAGUUGGAGGCGCCGUGGCGUUGUAUAUUUUCUCUUGCGAUCCAUUAUUUGUUUUUCAUUGAAUUAUCAGACACAUAAAUUGGGCAUCUUGGUGCUCGUGGAGAUAUUUCAUUUCUAGUUAGGAUUAGUUUUCCACUAUCAACAGUGAUUUUGAGAUAAUCUCUGGUGCAGGACAUAAACAGAUGCAUAUUUUUCGGAUUCAAAUAUAAUUUGUACUCUCUUAGUAGAAGCAAAUAAAUGGCUACAUCUUUAAAAUUAGAUAUUAGUUUUAUUUUAUUCUGUGCAAUUUCUUAAUGACGAGCAAUGGAUAGAGAGCUCUUAAAUGAUUUUUUAAAGCGCAUCUGUACAGUAUUUUUCUAUUGUAAUAAAUGUAUUGUCUUUGGUCAUCUGAUUCAGAGACAGGGGCGGGGUGAAUUAAUUUACUUUGUUAAUAGAUUAAAUAUUUUAUUGUAUACUCAUCUUUUGAUAUUAAUAAAUGAUGACUAUAGCCAGUAGGCAUGAGGUAGAUUUUACACUUUUACAUGACAUCCUGGCUUUCCUUAUCUUUUUUACCAGUAAAUGAUCAGGAUUUAUAAUUCGAUCUAAGGUGGCUGUGAGAGCUGGUUAACACAAGCCCUUUAGAGAUGUAGUUUAGAUUGGGCUGUGGCCAUGCUCUGAAUGGCAAGGCCUGCUUAGUUUGGGAUGUUCAUUAUUUCCCUGAGAAAGCAAUAUGCAGUAUGUAGUUGUCAAUAUGCAGUUUAUAGAAACUGGAGCGGAAGGCCAUUAUACUGCCUAAAAACCUGUAAAAGGUCAAUCUUCAUAUUUUUGUUUGUUAGAAUCACAUUGCUACAAUAUGUUCAGGCACAAAAGGUCAGCACACACAAGGUUAAUGCCAGCCAGCCUGACUACACAAUUAUCUUAUUCACCAACACCCGUUUGGUCUGAAAUUGCUGUUCAAAACAUAAAGCCAUUUUGUACGAUGGAGUGACCGCAAUGAUUAUAUUCUUGUAUCAACACACGAUUGGUGAUGCUGCAGUAAAUGUCUGGGCUUUUAGUGGGAACAGAGGCACUCUCCAAGGUAGUUUAGUGUUUUCUGAGCGAUCUGGAAGAGGCCAAGCUGCCAUCCCAAACAUAUUCCUUGGUCCUCCAGAACUACUUAACAUCCAGUACGAUACAUGAAUGUCCACAUUUAGGAUGUUGCAGUGCACUGAAUACUGUACCCCCUUUCUUAUAGGUGAAGUUUUCAUAUUCAUACGUUAAUGAAAAUGGGCAUUUCACACCUGCAUCAUCUUCCCUUCUGUUCCAACGUUGCUUUGACACAAUGCAGUGAAGUUGCUACUUUGCGAUGAGUAUGUAAAAUAAAAUGUCUGAUUCAUUCUUA